Molecule: messenger RNA, 3608 nt
Organism: Lolium perenne
Lineage: Eukaryota; Viridiplantae; Streptophyta; Magnoliopsida; Poales; Poaceae
Source: RefSeq, a predicted model, not a curated record
GCUGGCCUCAGCCGUGUCUGGACGACGGCGCUAGGGUCCCGGCUGAGCCAUGGCGGCCGUGUCGAGUCAGCGCCAGGACGGGCUGCGAUACGGAGGAGUGCUGGUGUAAGUUGUAGUCCUGCACGACCAGUCUCUUCUAGGCUCCUAUUUCCAAGCACACCUUGUUUGAUUUCUUUUCAGAAAAUUUGAUUUGGAGAUUUUAGAACUGCAAAAGCCUAGAUGAAAAUUAGUGAUGUAUGUGACUAAUUGGCCACCCAUCAGGUCAAUCCAUCGAAAUAUAUCUUCCACAAGAUUUUGUGUGGAUGAUGAUCGAGUGCUCGAGUCUUGGUCCAAGUAAACUGACCGUGUGUGACAAGUUGUACUCCUAGACUUCAAUUCCUUGCACGUCCUUGUCUAUGACUAUACGUCCAUAUACUCUAUAAUUAGUACGAUGCUAGCGAAAGUUAAAAUAAGCUUGCAUAAACAACUAAAGAUAGAACCACUCACCAUUUUCCCGUGAAAGUCUAGCAAAUAUAGCCCAAAGUUAGUGUAUAUGCCCACAGGCAGGAGAAGGAAAAGCAUGGGUAGCUUCGUUCCAUGGGGGUCAUUGUCUUUGGGCCUAUUUCUCUUGUUACAGUCCAUGCUUCACUUAUCCUCUGGCUGCUCCGUGGAGGAGAGGACUGCCCUACUGGAAAUCCGGUCUUCUCUGAUGAGGGCGCGCUCCCUGGGUUGGUUGGACUUGCCAAGCUCCGAUAUCUCGACAUCAGUGGCAAUAUGUGGGGAGUGGGUUUUCCAGAAUUUAUCGGAGAAAUUGUUUCACUGGAAGUCUUGGCGCUCAACUAUAACAACAUGACCGGAGGUCUUCCGGGCUCAGCUGUAAAGAAUCUUAGAAACUUGCGACAAUUAAAUAUGUCUUGGAAUAGGUUUGACGGAAACCUCCCGGAAUCACUAUUUUCACUUCCUCACCUAAAGAUCCUAGAUCUCGCCAGAAAUAACUUCGGUGGGCAUAUUCCAGUUAGUUCAUCGUCUGGACCAAUUUCACUUGAAGUCUUAGAUCUCAGCAUUAAUUUCUUCAACGGAACUCUCCCGGUUAGAGCUUUUAAUAAUAUCAGGAGCUUGAAUUUGGCUAUCAACCAGUUCAGUGGAUCUCUUUCUGUGUCAUUGUUUGCACUUCCUCAUCUGAAGUUCCUAGAUCUCUCGCAUAAUAAUUUUGAGGGACGUUUUCCCAUUAAUAUGUCUUCCAAACAAAUGCCACUUGAAGUUUUAAAUCUCAUGGGUAAUAAUAUGAGCGGAGCUCUUCCGACUGAACAAGCAUUUGGAAAUCUCCUGAACCUACGAGAGUUGUAUUUGAGUUCCAACAAAUUCAGCGGAAACAUUCCAACAUUCUUAUUUUCGCUUCCACAUAUUGAACUGCUGAAUCUCUCAGCAAACUUCCUCGGUGGAAAAAUUAUGAUAAACCCAUCUUCGAAUGUUUCUUUGUCGCUUAAGAGUCUCCAGCUUUCCCAAAACAAGUUGAGUGGUAGUUUUUCUUUCAUUUGGCUCAGAAAUCUCACAAAACUAGAGAUAGACCUUUCAGACAAUUCUAACCUAGUUGUUGAUGUCAAUAUUCCUGGAUGGACACCUCUGUUCCAAUUGAAAGAGCUAUUGCUCUCGAGUUGUGACCUUGACAAGAACAUUAUUUCCGAACCACAUUUUUUACGCACACAACAUCAUUUAGAGGUGCUUGAUCUGUCCAACAAUAAAUUGUCAGGUAGCAUGCCGAAUUGGUUGUUUACUAAGGAAGCAAGACUACGAGUUCUAAACCUUGGAAAUAACUCACUAACUGGAUCGCUGGACCCAAUAUGGCAUACCCAAUCUUCACUUCAGUUUAUCAACAUACACAUGAACCAUGUCGCAGGACAGCUGCCAGCCAACAUCAGCUCAAUGUUUCCAAGUUUGGUUGUCCUAGAUUUUUCUGAUAACAGCUUGUUUGGGCAAAUACCAACUUCCCUGUGCGAGAUAAGCUUCAUGAGUUUUGUGGACCUAUCAAACAAUAAACUUUUUGGGGAAGUUCCACCUUGUGUUUUCACUAAUUAUCCCAUGCUGUCUACCUUGAGAGUAUCAAACAACAAGCUUGGUGGUGUGGUUUUUGGAGGGAUGAGUAAUAUCUCCAUUGAAUCGGAGUUGCUCCUAGAUGGUAAUGAAUUUGUUGGUACAGUGCCUCAUUAUUUAUCAGGAGAGAAUUUAAAGGUCAUUGACUUGCAUGAUAACAAGCUAACUGGCAAACUUAAUACGUCAUUGUGGAGCAUGUCUUCUUUGCUGGUACUAAACCUUGCUGGCAACAGCAUAACUGGCAAAAUUAGUCCAGAAAUCUGCGGCUUGACGAGUCUUCGACUUUUAGAUAUAUCGAGCAACAACUUUACAGGAUCUGUGCCAAACUGUAGUUUCAUGUCGCUCAAUUUUGUUAAUAUGUCUGGGAAUUCCUUAUCUGGUGAUAUAUCUUUACUCAUUCCCAAUGCGUCCAGUCUGAUUACUUUGGAUAUUACUCAGAAUCAGUUCACGGGCAACCUUCAUUGGGUACAUUAUCUUGACAAUAUUAGACUACUUUUAUUGGGAGGAAAUAAAUUUGAAGGACAGAUCACUCCAAAGCUGUGCAAGCUCCUAUACUUGAGGAUAAUUGACUUGUCUCAUAACAGGCUUUCAGGUUCGUUGCCAGAAUGUAUUGCUAAUAUAUCGUUCAUAGGUGCCACAGAUGAUCAAAUUUUUAAGCUAGCCCAUGAGGCAAGCUUGGAGUCCUACUCCUACUCCUACAGUACAUCGUAUGCCUUAAGGGGCUUCAGUUUUGCUACCAAAGGGAAUAUCUACACAUAUGGCCGCAGUUUCUUCGUUUCGAUGUCUGGUAUCGACCUAUCUGCAAACAUGCUGAAUGGAGAAAUUCCCUGGGAGCUAGGAAAUCUGAGCCACAUCAAAUCCCUCAAUCUGUCCUACAAUUUCUUUGUUGGCCCAAUCUCGACGACCUUUGGCGGCAUGCAGGAGAUAGAAAGCUUGGACCUCUCUCAUAAUGUGUUGAGUGGACCGAUACCUUGGCAGUUAACCCAGCUAUCAUCAUUGGGCGUGUUCUCUGUGGCAUACAACAACUUGUUAGGAUGCAUACCGAACUCUGGCCAGCUCGGCUCAUUUGCCAUGGAGAGCUACCAAUACAACACCAACCUUCAGAACAUCACACAGGGCAAAAUGUGCGCUCUCGAUAGAGAUCCAGUGCCUUAGGAAGAUGCGACAAAGACGUAUGGUGACCAAGUUCUAUACGCGAUCACGGCUGCCGCGUUUGUGUUGGCAUUUUGGGCCACCGUUGGGUUCUCAUUUUGCCACCCGUACGGAAGGACUGGUAGUGCUCAAGCUGUACUCUGUCGAAAGGAAAACAAAUAUUUGUGAUCCACAAAAUUUUAAGAGCUAUUGAAAUUUCAUUCUGGAUGUGUAAUGUAAACUAUGGACAUUUCCUUGGUUAUAUUUCUACACAUAAUGUCCAAGUUCUGUAUUUUCAGAGUAUUUCCGUAGUACCAGAUUAUAUUUUUUUCUUAUGAAGAAUGUAUCAGAGUGUACUUGAUUAAACGAAGUCAGAACUACCUGGCGCAGGCCCUCUUUUUAAAUCC